UGCACUGCCUGGCAUCACAGUGGGCUCCAUCAGUUUCCAUUGGCGCUGCAGUGACUCAAUGAAACAUCCACCACUAAAAUAAACGCGCAGGACAGCGGAGGAUUUAGAAGAGUUGUGCUGCAUCUGUGCGCGCUUUCUCACUUUGGAUUUCAACACCAACGAUUUCGUGAACCUGGAUUUAAAUGCACGUCUGUCUGGACCUGCAGAAGGGAGUUAACAAGGCUGAGGCUCCCAUCAAGCUGGAGCUGAGGCACCCACAUCCAAGAUCCUCCUCUCUUCUGGGUGUUUGGACCUGAGCGACUCAGAUUGGCAAAUGCUAUGCAAGCCACGUUGUUUUACCAGGAUGCUGUCUCUCCCUUCCAGCUUUUAGCCUGAGGAAGAGGAGACAAGGGGCGUUGAGGAACCCAAGGGUGGACUUUAACCACUACAGACUUGGCUCAACACAGAAGAAGCAUGUCUGCUUGCAGAGGCUUUUCAUGGAUGUGUUCCAUCAUGGCUUUCCUGCAACUCUGGAUGGGAUUCGUGUCCAUCUGUGCAGUCGCAAUCCAGGGUCAACACUACCCUGUGGUCACCACCAACUAUGGAAAGUUGCGGGGAGUGAAAGUCACGUUACCCAAUGAGAUCCUGGGACCAGUGGAACAGUAUUUGGGGAUCCCAUAUGCAUUGGCCCCAACAGGGGAACGGCGGUUUCAGGCACCAGAGCCCCCGAUGUCCUGGCCGGGCAUCAGGAAUGCUACUCAGUUUGCUCCCGUUUGUCCUCAGUUUUUGGAAGAUCGCUUCCUACACAACGACAUGCUCCCUGUGUGGUUCACGGCCAACCUGGAUACACUCGUAACCUAUGUGCAAGAGCAGAGCGAAGACUGCCUCUACCUAAACGUCUACGUGCCCACCGAGGACGAUAUUCACGACGAGAACGGGUUGAAGCCGGUCAUGGUUUACAUACACGGCGGCUCCUUUAUGGAGGGAACUGGCAACAUGAUUGACGGCAGCAUCCUGGCGAGCUACGGCAACGUCAUUGUCAUCACAAUCAACUAUCGUCUCGGCGUUCUGGGCUUUCUGAGCACUGGAGACCAGGCGGCCAAGGGCAACUAUGGCUUGCUUGAUCAAAUUCAGGCUCUCCGGUGGAUCAAGGAAAACAUCCAGGCCUUCAAAGGAGACCCAAAACGAGUGACCAUUUUCGGCUCCGGUGCCGGGGCCUCAUGCGUCAGCCUGCUCACCCUCUCCCAUUACUCAGAAGAUAUGUUCCAGAAGGCGAUCAUACAGAGCGGCACGGCGCUUUCGAGCUGGGCAGUCAACUACCAGCCCGCUAAGUACACACGAGUCCUUGCCGAGAAGGUGGGCUGUAACGCGCUGGACACAUUAGACCUGGUGGAGUGCCUGCAGAACAAGAACUACAAGGAGCUGAUUGAGCAGUACGUGACGCCGGCAAAGUACCACAUUGCUUUCGGCCCCGUGAUUGACGGCGACGUGAUACCCGACGAUCCCCAAAUUCUCAUGGAGCAGGGCGAGUUCCUUAACUACGACAUUAUGCUGGGUGUCAAUCAAGGCGAGGGAUUCAAGUUUGUCGACGGCAUCGUGGACAGUGAGGAUGGCGUCUCCGCCAAUGAUUUUGACUUUGCUGUGUCUGACUUUGUGGACCAUCUGUAUGGCUACCCUGAGGGCAAGGACACCCUACGCGAGACAAUCAAGUUUAUGUACACCGACUGGGCGGACAAAGAGAAUCCAGAGAACCGGCGCAAGACCCUGGUGGCGCUGUUCACAGACCACCAGUGGGUGGCGCCAGCAGUGGCUACAGCUGAUCUCCAUGCCCAGUAUGGCUCCCCCACCUACUUUUAUGCUUUCUACCAUCACUGUCAGAGCGACAUGAAACCCAGCUGGGCCGACUCAGCCCACGGGGAUGAAGUACCGUAUGUCUUCGGGAUCCCGAUGAUUGGCCCGACGGAUCUCUUUAACUGCAAUUUCUCCAAAAACGAUGUGAUGCUGAGUGCAGUCGUCAUGACCUACUGGACUAACUUUGCCAAAACUGGGGACCCUAAUCAACCAGUCCCACAGGAUACAAAGUUCAUUCACACAAAGCCCAACAGGUUCGAGGAGGUAGCCUGGACAAAGUAUAACCCCAAAGACCAGCUCUACCUUCACAUUGGUCUCAAACCUCGGGUCCGUGACCACUACCGUGCCACCAAGGUUGCCUUCUGGCUGGAGCUGGUGCCUCAUCUUCACAACAUUAAUGAAUUCUUCCAGUACGUGUCAACCACCACUAAAAUACCUCCGCAAGACACCACGCCGUACCCUUACACCAAACGCUUCCCGGGAAAAAACAAUUGGCCCUCUACCACUCGCCACCCGGGGGUGCCAUCCGGCAACACCAAGCACACCACGGACCAGCGCAAAAGCGACGACCUCAUUGACGAGUCGACCGUGUUGAUCGAGACCAAGCGGGACUACUCCACCGAGCUGAGCGUCACCAUCGCUGUAGGCGCCUCCCUCCUGUUCUUGAACAUCCUAGCCUUCGCGGCGCUAUACUACAAAAAAGACAAGCGGCGUGCUGAUUCAACCCGCCACAUCCCCACCCCGCAGCAUAACUCCACGCCGGUCAAUGCGCCCGCCGCCGCCAACGACGUGUCCCACCUGCAGAGUGAGGAGUUGAUGACACUGCAGAUGAAGCAGCAGCAAUUGGAGCACGAGCACCAGCGCGAGGCCAUGCAGGUCCACGACACGCUGCGCCUCGCCUGCCCACCCGACUACAGCCUCACGUUGCGCCGUUCGCCCGACGACAUACCGCUGAUGACACCGAGCACCAUCACCAUGAUCCCUAACUCACUGGCUGGCAUGCAGCCUCUGCACAACUUCAAUACCGCUACUUUUGGGGGCAAUCAGAAUAGUACCAACCUGCCACAUGGCCACUCCACCACACGGGUAUAGCUCUGUUGGGAUCGAACCAUAGUGGAUUCCCACACAAACUGAUUUGACAAAGGCAAAUGGAAGCGAUGGACUACAUGAAGCACAGACUCCAACAUUUCAGAUAAAAGUUAUUUUGCUACGCUGCCUUCUUGACAAAGCAUAUAUAGGAGAAAUUGAUGUCUUUUUAACAAAGAAAAUAUGAAUUGUGAAUGUCACUGUAGUAAUAACGAUUUGGAGCUAAGCUUCAUGGAGCUUUAUCAAGAGAAGAACAAAGACAGCAAAUGACUGAGUUGCUACUUAUCUGAUAAAAAAAAAAAAAAAAAAAGCUAACUAAUGCAUUGCCACAAUGGACUUACAAAGAAACCCUCUGUGAUCUCCUUGUAUUGAUUUAAAUGUUUCAGACUCAUUACUGGGCAACAGGAAAGUAUUGACGUCAAAAGAAAAUAAAUACUUUUAAGAAAUGUCCUAUUGGUAUUUUUAGUUUGGCUGUUUUGUUAUGAGCUUUCUGUUGAGCUGUAAAUAUUGUAUAUAUAAGCACAGGUUAUCUUUCCCUCUUCAUUAUUUUUUUUUCUGCACAGCCAGCCGACUAAAAAAAAGAAAGAAAAAAAUCAGCCUUUGAAAGUGAGCAUAUAAGUAAGUAAUUUUUUUUGUGUGGAAUUCUUAUCUGCCAAUGCAGGAUGUCUGCAAGGAACUUUAAUCUCAAUUCCUGAUUAAGAAUGAGGACUACUCGAAUCUGCUGUUAGGUGUUUUUUUUUAUUUCAGCGUUGAUUUUGAAUUGUAUUUAUAUUAUUUAUUUCUGUCUGCUUCUCCAUUGUGGCCAGAAAUAUAUGAUUCCAUUUGUUUGUUUGUUUUUAAAGCGGUAUCAUUAUUAGUUGUCAAGGAAAAAUGUUGGAAUAUAUGUUACAUAGUUCAACUUUUACUCAUAUGCUAGCAAUAUGUAAAGUAUUGUGUGAGGCUUGUGAUAUAUUUUGGGUUACAAAGCAAGUGAAUGAAUGUAAAUAGUAUUCUAUUUAUUAUUAUAAAAUGAAAAGAGAAGAACUCAAUGUUAGUUUUGUUUUGCAUCUGUUAUGCUACCACUGGGAAGACGGGACGACUGCUAAAUCUAUUUAAGAAAAAAACUUUUGAAGAUGAAGACAUUUCAAAAUUGAUACUUUCUUAUAAAGUAUUAGUUUGCUAUUUUGCCUUAAGUGAUUAUAGAAAUACUAUUUCUGGCUGGA
This is a messenger RNA of Syngnathus typhle (broad-nosed pipefish), 4118 nucleotides long. RefSeq names its product neuroligin 4 X-linked a (gene nlgn4xa). NCBI's taxonomy places the organism in Eukaryota, Metazoa, Chordata, Actinopteri, Syngnathiformes, Syngnathidae. Gene Ontology annotation, biological process: chemical synaptic transmission; neuron cell-cell adhesion; modulation of chemical synaptic transmission. The record is from RefSeq and is a predicted model, not a curated record. Gene Ontology annotation, molecular function: neurexin family protein binding; signaling receptor activity. The coding region runs from base 454 to 2922 and encodes 822 amino acids. The transcript has 6 exons. Gene Ontology annotation, cellular component: synapse; cell surface; postsynaptic specialization membrane.